AUGGAGAUCCUGAUGUCUGAACUCGGUGCAGAAGAAUCAGUGCCAUGGUCAUCACCACACCCCGAACCUCCAAGCAGCGCAGGAGACUGGUUUUCAGCAGGAUCUCUACAAGGUCGAGGCUUCUUCUCUGACCUAGGAGCAGUACGACGCAAGCCGUCCCGAGCAGACGCAGAGCCGACAUUGAGCAAAUCCUGCACGGACAAGCUCUCCAUCAAACAGGUCACCAGCCUCCUCUCCUUCCCGACCUACCAUCUCAUAGGAGUAACACCAAACGCCUAUCUCUCAUCUCUCAUCCUCCCAGCAAUGAAAUACUCCGAAAAAGGGUUCGCUCGUGCAUUCAGCCGUAACGGACGUCUAUCAGCUAUCGACGAGAAGAGCCUUCCAGUUGGGUACAGCUUUCACCCAUUCAUAAUCACACCCCUCCGAAAGGACUUCGAACUUAAAUUUCCGUUCAGCAAACCACUCGCGACCACAAUCGCACCAUCGUCCUCAAACCCAUUGCACCCACGGGACAAAGAAGACCCCCCCACCAAAGCAGAACAGAAAACAAAAGCAACCAACCUUUCCGCCUUAUACAUCCACCACCCACGCAGUCCGCCCCACCCGAACGACCCUACCACUUCAAAUCCGGUCAGCGAAACCCUCCUCAACGGCGUCCACCAAGGCCACACCCUCACCUCCCCCUCCCCCAAGAAAGCCAGCAUCAUCUCGCGAUUCCGCAUGCUACAACUCGGCCGGCAGCUCGCCAGAUCACUCCUCCACCUCUCAGACCCACCCAGCACGACAGGGCCAGACCUUCACGCCCCACCGCGCCUCCUCCUCGGCACGGCGGACGAGGCCGUGCUCGCCGGAUGGAAGGGCCUAGUCGCCGCGAGGACGUAUGGCGAAGCCAAGCGGGCGGGCGAGAUUGCGCUGCACAGAGAGCGGGCGAAGGGGCUGGUGACGCGGGUUCUUGUCGCUGGAGCGCGGGCAGGGCAUGCCGCUUCGAAGCAUGCUGGCAGCUGGCCGAGGAAUGACGCGGAUGAGGAUUGGAAAUUACCUUCGGAAGAGGAUCGAUCGCGAUGA
Molecule: messenger RNA, 1065 nt
Organism: Endocarpon pusillum Z07020
Lineage: Eukaryota; Fungi; Ascomycota; Eurotiomycetes; Verrucariales; Verrucariaceae
Exons: 1
Coding region: 1-1065 (354 amino acids)
Biological process (GO): tRNA wobble adenosine to inosine editing
Molecular function (GO): tRNA-specific adenosine-37 deaminase activity
Source: RefSeq, a predicted model, not a curated record